CUUGCAAGCCUUCCCAGCACCCAUUGCAUCCCAUCUUUGCAGGCAUGGCUGCAGGUUUGCAAGGCCAGAGCGUUUCGUCCGGCAGCUCGGAGCUGAAAUCGGACGACGAAGGCGACGAGAAUUUGCAAGAAUCCAAAUGCAACGAGGACAAAAAGCUGGAGGAGGACAAGAAGGAGCUGAAAUCAAUUACUAGGUCAAGGUCUAGCAAUAACGACGACGAGGAUUUGACCCCGGAGCAAAAAGCCGAGAGGGAGAAGGAGAGGAGGAUGGCCAACAACGCGCGGGAGAGGCUGAGGGUGAGGGACAUCAACGAGGCCUUCAAGGAGUUGGGCCGCAUGGUGCAGCUGCACCUCAAGAGCGACAAACCCCAAACCAAGCUGCUCAUCCUGCACCAGGCCGUGGCCGUCAUCCUCAGCUUGGAGCAGCAAGUGAGAGGUGAGAGGGGCCUAUGGGGGCCUAUGGCGGCCUUAUGGGGUCCUAUGGGG
Molecule: messenger RNA, 485 nt
Organism: Lagopus leucura (white-tailed ptarmigan)
Lineage: Eukaryota; Metazoa; Chordata; Aves; Galliformes; Phasianidae
Product: transcription factor 4-like
Exons: 2
Biological process (GO): regulation of transcription by RNA polymerase II
Cellular component (GO): transcription regulator complex
Molecular function (GO): DNA-binding transcription factor activity, RNA polymerase II-specific; RNA polymerase II cis-regulatory region sequence-specific DNA binding; protein dimerization activity
Source: RefSeq, a predicted model, not a curated record